Messenger RNA from Trichoderma aggressivum f. europaeum, 267 nucleotides. RefSeq lists its product as uncharacterized. Lineage: Eukaryota; Fungi; Ascomycota; Sordariomycetes; Hypocreales; Hypocreaceae. The coding region runs from base 1 to 267 and encodes 88 amino acids. The transcript has 2 exons. The record is from RefSeq and is a predicted model, not a curated record.
AUGGCUGAUGAGCAAGCAGGAGAGUUGCCCUAUGCGGUGACAUCAUACGUCAAAGACGGAGAGAUCGACCUCUCAUACAGACUUGUCAAGAUAUGCCAGGAAGACGGCAGCAACGGCAGCAACAUGGAUAAGAUCAAGACUGAUGUGGCCAAGCCGCCAACCACAGCCGCUGCAGCAGACAGUUCGCCAGUCUCGGAGACUGGGACGGCCCAGUCGUGGGAGAUGAUCAACCCUGAGGAUGCAAACAAUGUGGCCACGGCUGAGUAG